Pyrgilauda ruficollis (rufous-necked snowfinch) is the source of this 1715-nucleotide messenger RNA. RefSeq names its product transmembrane and ubiquitin like domain containing 2 (gene TMUB2). The coding region runs from base 636 to 1469 and encodes 277 amino acids. Gene Ontology annotation, molecular function: protein binding. The transcript has 3 exons. The record is from RefSeq and is a predicted model, not a curated record. Lineage: Eukaryota; Metazoa; Chordata; Aves; Passeriformes; Passeridae.
GAUGAGGGGGUGACAGCGCGGCCGGGGGGGUCCGGUCCCGGUCUGGGCCUUUGGGGGGGGGCGGGGUUCAGCCCGCAGUUCCCACGAUGCUCCCGAGGCCCCGCCCCGCCGCGGCCCUGACCCCGCCCCAAACGGACCCCGCCUCCAGUCACAGCUCCGCCCACUCACGGCCCCGCCCACUUUGGGGCGCGUCCCGCUCGCUCCACCCUCUCAUUGACCACGCCCACUGGGCGCGGUCGUGACGUAACCCUCUCGCGCCCCCCGCCCCCUCCCGCCCCCUGGCGGCGCGCGCUGUGACGUGGCGCUUCCGGCGCGGGCGGCGGCGGCGGGAGGCGGUCGGGGAUGGCCUGACCCUGCCCCGCUGGGCACCGAGGGGCUGCGGGACCCUCCGGGACCCCCGGGACCCUCCGCCGGGCCCGGUGAGGUGAGCGCAGCGCUGCCCGUUCGGUGUCUCGGGAGCGAGGAGCGGAAUCCGCAGCGAGCAGCUCCCGUCGCUGCGGUCCCCGGUGCCCGGGAGCAGCCGCGGGGUCCGUUCUGAGCCCGAAGGUGGCACCGGGGCAGCGCCGGGGGUCCCCACUGCCGCCGCACGGCUCGGUCACCCCGGGUACCGCGGGCUCCAGGCGGGGGUCGCGGAGAUGGAGCCCCCGGCCGCCCCGCUCAUCCUGGGGGUGGGCGACGAGGUGACGCUGGUGGCCGGGGUGGCCGUGCUGGCGCUGGCGCUGGUGCUGGCCUGGCUGUCCACGUACGUGGCGGACGGCAGCAGCCAGCUCCUGGGCACCGGGGACGCGGCCGUCAUCCGCCUCGGGUCCGCGGGGGCCGCCGAGGCCCCGGAGCCCCCCGGGACCCCCGAAAGCGCGGAGGAGAAAGCGGAGGAGGAAGGGGAGGCGGCGGCGGCGCGGGGGGACAGCGGGAGCGCCCCCGAGCCCGGCCCGGAGCAGCGGCUGGAGGCGCGGAGCUCGUCCCGGGACCCCGCCGAGCCCGGUGCCCCCGCGGCGGGGGACGCGUGUCCCGGCCUCAUCAAGAUCCGCCUCAAGUUCCUCAACGACACCGAGGAGGUGGCGGUGGCCCGGCCCGAGGACACCGUGGGGAUCCUCAAGAGCAAAUACUUCCCGGGCCAGGAGAGCCAGACGAAGCUCAUCUACCGCGGGCAGCUGCUGCAGGACCAGGCGCGGACGCUGCGCUCGCUCCGCAUCACCGACAACUGUGUCAUCCACUGCCACCGCUCCCGGGGGGCCACCGCGGCCGCCCCCGCCCUGCCGGAGCCCGGCCCCGCCGCCCCCGCGGCCCCGGGGCUGCCCCUGGGCGGGGGGACGCUCAUGGUGCCCACGGUCAUGGUGGUGCUGGCGCUGGGCUGGUAUUUCCGUAUCAAUUACCGGCAGCUCUUCACGGCCCCGGCCACCGUGUCGCUGAUCGGUGUCACCGUGCUGGUCACCUUCCUGGCCUUCGGGGUGUACGGACAGGCGGGGUGAGGCGGGGGGGAGCCGGGGAGGCACCGCGGUGUCCCUGUGCCCGUCCCCGGACCGGAGCCAGCACAGUGGCAGCUCGGCGUGUAGGUCCCAGCCUUGCUGCCGGACUUUACCCCCCAAAAAGGGGCUGUGCCCCCCCAAAACUGCACUGCCCCUGCCCAGCCCCAGCUCCGGACAGUGGGACAGCACUGGAAUGGGCCGCGGCUUCUUCCCAAGGACUUUUUAAUGCGAAUAAAGGGUGUCGGGUCA